Messenger RNA from Rhea pennata, 3684 nucleotides. RefSeq names its product lysine acetyltransferase 2A (gene KAT2A). Gene Ontology annotation, molecular function: protein binding; histone H3 acetyltransferase activity. The record is from RefSeq and is a predicted model, not a curated record. Gene Ontology annotation, cellular component: ATAC complex; nucleus. The transcript is spliced from 18 exons. Bases 1 to 2418 code for a protein of 805 amino acids. Lineage: Eukaryota; Metazoa; Chordata; Aves; Rheiformes; Rheidae. Gene Ontology annotation, biological process: chromatin remodeling; positive regulation of transcription by RNA polymerase II.
AUGGCGGAGCCGGAGGCCGCGCAGCCCGGCCGGCCCCCGCCGGCCCCGGGCGCCGCGGCGGGCGGCGGGGCGGCGAGCGGGGCGGCGGCUGCAGCGGGGCCCGGCGGCGGCGGCGGGGCGGGCUCCAGCGACCCGGCGCGGCCCGGGCUCAGCCAGCAGCAGCGCGCGAGCCAGCGCAAGGCGCAGGUGCGCGGCUUCCCCCGCGCCAAGAAGCUGGAGAAGCUGGGGGUCUUCUCGGCCUGCAAGGCCAACGACGCCUGUAAGUGCAAUGGCUGGAAGAACCCCAACCCACCCACCGCCCCCCGCAUGGACCUGCAGCAGCCUGUGACCAACCUGAGCGAGCCCUGCCGGAGCUGUGGACAUGCGUUAGCGGACCAUGUGUCCCACUUGGAGAACGUCUCAGAGGAGGAGAUUAACCGGCUGCUGGGCAUGGUAGUGGACGUUGAAAACCUCUUCAUGUCGGUCCACAAGGAGGAGGACACAGACACCAAGCAGGUGUACUUCUACCUGUUCAAGCUCCUGAGGAAAUGCAUCCUGCAGAUGAGCCAGCCUGUAGUUGAGGGGUCCCUGGGGAGCCCUCCUUUCGAGAAACCAAACAUUGAGCAGGGAGUCUUGAACUUCGUCCAGUACAAGUUCAGCCACCUGCCACCCAAGGAGCGGCAGACAAUGUACGAGCUCUCAAAGAUGUUCCUGCUUUGUCUUAACUACUGGAAGUUGGAGACGCCAUCCCAGUUCCGCCAGCGCUCACAGAAUGAUGAUGUGGCUACCUACAAGGUCAACUACACGAGGUGGUUGUGCUACUGCCAUGUGCCGCAGAGCUGCGACAGCCUUCCCCGCUAUGAGACCACGCACGUCUUUGGACGCAGCCUCCUGAAGUCUAUCUUCACAGUCACUCGCCGGCAACUGCUGGAGAAGUUCCGGGUAGAGAAGGACAAGCUAGUGCCAGAGAAGCGGACGCUGAUCCUCACCCACUUCCCCAAGUUCCUGUCGAUGCUGGAGGAGGAGAUCUAUGGGGAGAACUCUCCUAUCUGGGAAGCUGAUUUCACAGUACCUGCCACUGAGGGUGGGCAGCUGGUGUCUCGCCCAGCUGCAGUUAGCACCGUUGCUGUGCCCACCACUCCGCUCUUCAGCAAGAAGCUCAGCAACAGCAGCUCUUCAACAAACAUGGAUUCCAGCACCCCAGAGCCUAUGCCAGGUGAGAAGCGGAAGCUGCCGGAGAGCCUGACACUGGAAGAUGCCAAGCGGAUUCGUGUUAUGGGUGAUAUUCCCAUGGAGCUGGUGAAUGAGGUCAUGCUGACCAUCACAGACCCUGCUGCCAUGCUGGGCCCUGAGACCAGCCUGCUGUCAGCAAAUGCAGCGCGGGAUGAGACUGCCCGGCUGGAGGAAAGACGGGGUAUCAUAGAGUUCCAUGUCAUUGGCAACUCACUCUCACAGAAGUCCAACAAGAAGAUCCUGAUGUGGCUGGUGGGUUUGCAGAAUGUUUUCUCGCACCAGCUGCCCCGCAUGCCCAAGGAGUACAUCACACGCCUUGUCUUUGACCCAAAACACAAGACCCUGGCUCUGAUCAAGGAUGGCAGAGUGAUCGGGGGGAUCUGCUUCCGGAUGUUCCCGACCCAGGGGUUCACAGAGAUAGUCUUUUGCGCUGUGACAUCGAAUGAGCAAGUGAAGGGCUAUGGGACACACCUGAUGAAUCACCUGAAGGAGUACCACAUCAAACACAACAUCCUGUAUUUCCUGACCUAUGCAGAUGAGUACGCCAUUGGCUACUUCAAGAAGCAGGGCUUUUCUAAGGACAUCAAAGUCCCUAAGAGCCGCUACCUGGGCUAUAUCAAGGACUAUGAGGGGGCAACCCUGAUGGAGUGUGAGCUGAAUCCCCGGAUCCCCUACACUGAGCUCUCCCACAUCAUCAAGAAGCAGAAGGAGAUUAUUAAGAAGCUGAUUGAGAGGAAGCAAGCACAGAUCCGCAAGGUCUACCCUGGCCUGACCUGCUUCAAGGAGGGUGUGCGGCAGAUCCCUAUUGAGAGUGUCCCUGGCAUUCGAGAAACAGGAUGGAAACCUUUAGGGAAGGAAAAGGGAAAAGAGCUGAAGGAUCCAGACCAACUCUACAACACCCUGAAGAACCUUCUGGCGCAGAUCAAGACCCACCCCAGUGCAUGGCCCUUCAUGGAGCCUGUGAAGAAGUCAGAGGCGCCAGACUACUACGAAAUCAUCCGCUUUCCCAUCGACCUGAAGACCAUGACUGAGCGCCUCAAGAAUCGCUACUAUGUCACCAAGAAGCUGUUCAUCGCUGAUCUGCAGCGUAUCAUCACCAACUGCCGCGAGUACAACCCGCCUGACAGCGACUACUGCAAGUGUGCCAACACUUUGGAGAAGUUCUUCUACUUCAAGCUCAAGGAAGGAGGGCUCAUUGACAAAUAGAGGAGCUGACCUGGUUUCUCCUUGGCCACCAGGACCCCAAGUCCCUGCUUCCCCUUGGCCACAGCCUGAGAGGGGCGGGGCUGCUGUUGACCCCCAAAAGAGCCUAUGGGACUCAGCCCUGCUCAUCUGAGCAGGGGCUGCUGGAGGGUUUGCUGCUGCUGAAUAGCCUGGGGGAGCUGGGUCUUCUCUCUUCUGGGGUGAGCAGGGGAGCCUUAUCUUGCAACUACCUUUUAUCCUCGUGGUGGCAGCAGCCCCUCUCCUUGGGAGCUGCAUGAGCAGCAGGGCUGGAGCAGCAGCUUCUGAGGGACUGCCCAGGGCAGGGAUGGCACUAGGUGCAGCCGCUCCUUGUCCCUGCUCUGUGCAGGGCUGGGAAGCCCCGUGCUACCUGUGCUCCCCCCCCCCGCCAAGGGAUGUGCCUUCUGCCCUGGCUCUGUUAGCAAAAAGGGGCACAUAAGUGCUUUGGUUUUCUGCAUGGGCCACAGUUCCUGCCACCCCUGGGGUGCAGCGCCUGCUCCCCAGGACCAGCAAGCUGCACACGCACAGAGCACUUGCCUCUCUCCUUGAAUGUACAGCAGGCCUUGGCCCUGCCGGCUCUGAGGAGCAGGGGCAGAGAUGCUGCUUCAGGCCCAGGCUCUUGGGUGUAUUCCCUGCUGUGACUAGGUGCUCUGCCCACUGCCCAUUAGAGCUCCCUCCUGCCUCCUUAUCAGUUCUUCCCUCCGUGCAGGGGCAGGUCUCCCCACGCCCGUGACGCUUUGCUGCUCUUCCACCUUCUGCUCUCUGAGCUCCGUUGCUCCCGGUGCAGUCAGGAUGCCCAGCGUCUCCUGGCUCCCCAAGCCACGAGGCAGCGGAGCUGGACCUGAGCACCUGUACUUUCCUCCUCUACCUGGCUUGCAGAGCUGGCUCCUGCUCGUGCCCCUGUCCUUGUGCCUCGUGGGCUGAGGUCCCUCCAUGCCUCUCUGGGAACGGUGCAGGGGGAAUGUCUGACUGUAGCACUAACUUACCCCUGCCUGCCCUCACUUGCUUAAUGCCUGCUGCCUUAUUGUCUGUGCUGUCCUUGCUGUGGGCACGCUGGUGCUGCUCCACAGGCUUGCUGGCCUCGCUGGGGUGGGACCCAGCCUUGUCCAACUGUUCCCGUCCACCCAUUCCCUUUGCCUGUUUUUUUUUUUUUUUUUUUUUUUUUUUUUUUUUUUUUAAUAAACAUCCUUGUGCAGAGCUGGCUGCAUCCUUGCAUCAGACCCUGCCACAAGGCUGGGCUGGGCUGGCAGC